Molecule: messenger RNA, 3528 nt
Organism: Ogataea angusta
Lineage: Eukaryota; Fungi; Ascomycota; Pichiomycetes; Pichiales; Pichiaceae
Exons: 1
Coding region: 1-3528 (1175 amino acids)
Molecular function (GO): protein binding
Source: RefSeq, a predicted model, not a curated record
AUGAGCAACCUCAAGCUCGCACUUCUGCGAUGUACAGAGUUGCAGUCUGCUACCAGGCGAGAGCUUGCUUUGCAAUGGUGUCUUGACCUGACCACAACAUUGUCCCGAGAUACGUAUCGCUAUAGUGGUCUUGUUCCGAUUCUUUCACGAGAUCGACUGCGCUACAUCGCCAUCCAGCUACAGCAAUUCAAACGCAACAUUUCCAUGACGAAUACCAAGUUCUUCGAGCAUAAUUUGAAGAUUAUGGCCGAGCAGCCAUCCUCUUCCAAAUCAUUCAAAGAAGCUCACGAUAAAGUGGAACAAUAUAUAGAGCUUAAGAAAACAAACACCAAAAACGAGCACGAUAACGAGAAAGCCGAGCUUUUUGACUACUUGUACAAGAAUCGCUACGAAAGCCUGAUCGUGAAACUGUUUAGAGAUUCCGUCGACAAAUUCGCAGGUUUGAAAGAAUCACAGUUUUAUCCACUUACCACCAUCAUUGACAAAUAUGGAACGCUGGAGGAUUUGAACUCUUUUCUUGAACAAUACAGUACCAAGAAGACAAGCCACCUGCUUCGGAGGCUUGACAACCUGAAUAAUACGCGAGAAGUCAGUGCGAUACUACAGUUCGAAGAAUCCCACGAUGCCAGUCUACUAAACCAUAUUAAGGGCUAUCGAGGAUUAUCUUUAGCGCUCACUAAACAUCUUAGGCAUCAGAUAUGGACGUCGAAGUCCCCGGAAAAGAAGCAAGCUAUGGCCAAAGCAGCGGUGGACAUACUGGGUUCUGAGAAUUGCGAUGUCCAGUUCUUGGCAGAGGCGUACCGUGUACUUCGCUCUGGGGAUCUGAAAAAUAGGUACAAGUUGGCAAACCAGUUGAUUGAUCCACACAGGAAAAAAGACAUCAUCUUUGCUAUGCUCUCAAAGACGAGUCCGAUAGAAAGCUGCUACUUAUGGGCACACGAAUUCCCUGACAUACAAUUAUCAGACCAAGUACCCAGGGAGCUCUACAUUCUCAAACACCGAUACUUAUUCGCUGGAAGGCUUCCCAAACAUUUUGCUGAUCACCUUGAUCUAGACCGCGCUCAAUUGGACAAGUUCAUCAGCUGCCUUAUUUUUGGGUACUCGCGCUGGGGUGACCAUCAAUAUGUGUUUGACCUUGUCAAAUUGAAAAAUCAACUGGGACUAGAAAUUUCAGUAAUUGAUCAAGUCGGGACAUUUCUAGCCACGCUGCAACUGGACAAAAGCAAAGCAUAUAAUGUUUUCAAAAGCCUGCCUCAGGAAGCACACCGAUACGUUGUCAAAGAAGUGUUAGAGAUGCUCGGCAGGGCUAAUCGAUGGGAUGAGCUAAAUGCAUUUUUCUCUAGUUUGUCUCGAUUGCAGUACACCCCAACUUUGGAAGAUUACACUAGGAUGUUCGAGGCACUCGCUAGUCGUGGAGCCACGGACCAAACUCUGGAAUUAUGGGAGAUGUUUCUAAGAAGGGGAAUGACCCCCACAGAUAGAGUUUUACAGGCCAUCAUCAAGUCACACAUAAAAAAACAGGCAUACGCUGAUUGUUUGCAAUGGUUCGCAGCCUACUCGCAUUUCAAAAUUCCUCUCUCCCCCAAAGCGUACGGCCUCAUGUUACAAGCGCUUUCUGGAACGAACGAGUUAGUGGCAUGUUUCCAGCUUCUGGAUGAGCUGACCAAGAUAAAGAAUGCUACUUUGAAAAGGAACAACUUUUCAGGAUUUGUGAGUAACUGUGCUAUUGGGGGUGACCAUAAGAGCAUCGAGACGCUGUUGAGCGUGUACUACCCCAAGUUUGGACUCACGCCAGAGGCGCCUGAUUUUACAUGGAUAUUGAAAGCCCAUUUCAACUCACAAAGAUACGACACUGUGAUUGACAUAUUCAGAAAACUGCAGGCUGAUAAGUUAGACUGCUAUGGCAGUCACGAGGUGGCUUUACUAGCAGCAUCAAGAUUAGGCAACUUGCGCACUUUCGACGCUCUGUGGGCCGAUUUUUCUGGCAAAUACAAGGAUGAGUUGAAGGUCGAGUCGUAUGAGCCAUUUUUGAUUGCAUACUGUCGUCGUCGCAAGUUCAACAGCCUAGUCAAGUUUAUGGAUGGUUUGAGGGAGCAUUACGGAAAGUUCCCUUCAAAGUUGCUCAACCAGGUUUUCUUCCAAUACAUGCGAAUGGGAAACUUGCAGAACGCUUUUGGUCUCAUUGGAGUUGCGCUUUCCAGGGGAGUCGAAAUUAGCUCCAAGACGUAUUCUCUAGUUCUUCAAGCUGGAACGGACUUGGUGAGCAAUUUCAAUGCUUCACUCAUGGAAGAACUGUUGAACAACAAAUCUAAGGACUCUCUGGGAUUUGCAGAAAAGGAUUUGAGUCCCGCGGCCUUCAAAACAGCUAUAAAGUGUUUGCUAAAUGAGAACCAGACACGGAAGGCUCGUUCUUUAUUCGAAACGUACAUCGAAACGUCCAGUUCUUACUUUUUGGACAACGUUCAUAUCUUGGCCUUAGAGUUGAUGAUUCUUGGCAAGGAAAACCGUUGGCAGGAGUUUGACAGUUGCUUCAACAGAUAUUAUUCCAUUGUGAGACAGAAAAUCGUGCACGCUCGUCUGAAGAAUACGCAGGUGUACGAUAAAAUGGACGAUCUUAAUUUCCGUUUGCAUACAGGAUCCACCUUGCAAACUCUAGAUGAAAUCAGGCUGCGAGAUAGAUCGCUGAAGCCUGAAGCGAUUUCGCGAUAUCUGAAGGAAGCGAUCAUUGAUGUCUGGCCUUACCGUUUGAAGCAAUUGGUUCACCAAGGCCAGCUGAAAACAAUUCCUCAAGCCGUCGAGCAGAUGUUGGCGGACGGUUUCGUGCUGAGCAGCUUGAACAUUAACGAGGCAGCACUGAAGCUAAGUAUGGAUCCGACUCUGGUUCAUGAGACCGUCAAGUUCAUUGAGCGCUAUUUAUUGACUGAUCUCAUGAGACGUGGCCGACAGCGUUUCUUGCGGUUGCAGUUCAAAAGUUCAGCGACGCUGCCGCCUGCUCCGAUCCGCUCGAGUCCCCUGCAUUUCCAUCUGAUACUAAUGAAUCUCACUAAGCAUCUCAAAGCCAUGCCGCGAUCGGAAGCUCUGGAAGUGUUGCGGUCCCCGGUUUUGGCCAAGAGAGAUAUUAUUUUGCGCCACAGGUCACAUAUACAAGAGAACUUCAACAAACUUAGGCUCAAAGCGAUGUUGCAGACCAGUAUUGCCGACAAACACACGCGCAUUGAAGCCUCUAAGGAGAUUCGCACAAAGCGCCACAGGUAUAUUCGCUCUCGAAUAAAUGAGAUUGAUGAGUACUCGAGGCUGCUCAAGAUGCUACUACAGAAAAUCUCGGACUCCGCACGCGAGGCGAAGGGGCAGGAGUUGCAGGAUCUACAGGAAUACAUCAAGGCUUACAAGGAAAAGCUCGACCAAUUGCAACAAGCCAAAGCCGGGCUGCUUGAAGAGGCCAAAAACAUUGUGAUCGACGUUCGGACGAAGUAUGACAAAAAACGCAUGUACAACAAGAUGGUCAAGACCCACCAGCAGCAAACAUAG